Centropristis striata (black sea bass) is the source of this 4058-nucleotide messenger RNA. RefSeq names its product E3 ubiquitin-protein ligase RNF31-like. Gene Ontology annotation, molecular function: linear polyubiquitin binding; ubiquitin protein ligase activity; K48-linked polyubiquitin modification-dependent protein binding. The record is from RefSeq and is a predicted model, not a curated record. Lineage: Eukaryota; Metazoa; Chordata; Actinopteri; Perciformes; Serranidae. The coding region runs from base 201 to 3539 and encodes 1112 amino acids. Gene Ontology annotation, cellular component: LUBAC complex. Gene Ontology annotation, biological process: protein linear polyubiquitination. The transcript is spliced from 24 exons.
CGUCAAAAUUGUAGUUCCGCAUUUAAAGCUAAGUUAGCUUCAGGGACAACACAAACCAUAGCAGACAGCACAUUCAGCACUGAGAUGCACUUAAAAACACUUUAUUGCCAUUAAUGGAAACAUAAAUACUUUCGACUUUAACGCCGAAGCUCGAAACCAACUGUCGAAGCUCGAGACGGCGGUUACUUCAUGAAACAGCGAUGAGCAGCAGCCCUGCGUCUGUCCAGAUGGACGAGGUGAGGAGGAGAUCCCUGUCGCUCCUCACCUCCUCGGGUUUAGCUCAGGACGUGAAGGCGGAGGUGCAGACCAUGGCCGGCAUCCCGCUGCCUCUGCCCGAGAAGUACCAUCACCUCGGGGUGGAGGUCAUGCUGAGGGAGAACACGGCCUGCCGCAACAGACAGGAGGUUCUGGAGUCUUUGAGUAGACUGGUCAAAGCCUUGAGUAUCCUGGAGAAAUAUGGCUGCAACCUGACCAGUCCCGCCAGGCCCAGAUACUGGAGGAGUGUCAAGCACAACAACCCUGUCUUCAGAACCACUGUGGAUGCUGUUAAAGGAGGCCGGAGAGUCUUGUUUCUGUACGGUUACACCAAUCAGCAGAUCGAUGGCCUCAGUUUCCCCGAUGAGGUCACAGAACCAGACACUGCAAAAGUUGCUGCAGUGACACUGGAGGUCAUGACCUUACGCACAGAGGUGGACAUGAUCAUUAAGGGCACACAUCCUCACCCAGAAAACUUCAAAGAUAUCAUCCCAUUCAUCAUCCAACAGGAGGAGCCACUGAGUGACUCUGUGGUUAUCCUGCAACUAGAGGAGCAGCCGGCAGAUAAACCCCAGGUCCCAUCUCUUCCACCUAAACCCACUACCAGCCCUGUAGCACAACCUCUGAGACCAUCAAAAGACCCUCCUGCAGCAGAGUGUAAUUUGUGUGGUGCCGCUUCGUCUCUGGUUUGCCCGUCUUGUGACAAUCAACCUCUCUGUGAUGCAUGUGACGACCUCUUUCACCGCCACCCCUCCAGAACCAAUCACAAGAGAGAUAAAAUACAGAAAAACAAACAGGGGACCUGCACCAUCUGUGGGAUCUCUGCAGUGCACGCUCAGUGCCCCACCUGCGUCCAGAGGUUGUGUGAGAACUGUGACAAGCUUUACCACUCCCACCCUGACCGCAAAGGACACAGCAGAACUAUACUUACACCAGCCAAAACAUCCAGUCCAUCUCUGUCUCCUUGGGAAUGUGCUCAUUGCACUACAGUGAACGAGAUGCGAGCCGUCCUCUGCACGACCUGCGAACGUCCUCGACUCGCGACGGCUGCUUCCAUUGUUCAAGAAAGCCAGAUGUCGGUUCCUACAUCUCCCAACACAGAGUGGCAGUGUAAGAGCUGCACAGUGGUGAAUCAAGGCAGCAGCAUCCUCUGUGAGGUGUGUGAGCGCCCUCGUCUGGCCACUCGCCCACCUGUCGCACCAGUUCUGCCCAGCCCCACAUCCCUGUCCGACCCCGGAGUAAAGUGGAUGUGCCAGUUCUGCACCUACGUAAACACCGCUCCCUCUGUGGUGUGUGAGAUGUGCAAUCUGUCGGGUAAAGACUCUGCUGGAGUUUCUCUGCCCCUUUCUCUGCAGCCGACUCCCACCAGCAACGCCAAAGAUCCACCCCAGCUGAGUGUCAGGCCCCAGCCGAAGCCCAGAGUCAACAUGGACGCCAAAAGACAGAGGAUGAUGAAGGAAGACGGCCUCUAUCUCGUCCACCAGAUCAGAGAAGCAGAGAAGCGCGGCGUCAGUGCUGAGGAGGUGUAUGCAGCCAUCUGCAUGUGCGGCGGCAGCAACACGAACCCCUGUGAUUGGCUGACGUCAGAGCUGCCUCACCUGCUGGAUGAAAUCUGCGCCAUGGCAGCUUCCGUCCAGCUCAACUACAGAGCGGGGGAACCUGGGGUCGUGGAGAGAGACGGAGACGACGCGGAGCCGAGCGGCCCGAAUGUCACGGGCGAAGGUGUGAAGCUGUCCAGAGCUGAAGCCAAGCUGGCCUGGCUGUCUGCAGGAGGAGACACAGAAAGAGCCGUGAGACAGCUGCUGAGGGACAGACAGACCAAGAUGAAAGAGCUGCACUCUCUGGGCUUCAGAGACGUGUUUCAGUGUGAGGAGGCUCUGCGGCUGAGUGGAGGAGAGGUGAAGGGGGCUCUGUCUCUGCUGCAGCGCCCCCUCCUGGAGCCUUUCCACCAGCGAAUCUGGAACGACCAGCCCGAGCCACCCAUCGAUCCCAAACACCCGGACAAACAGAGGAUGUGCAGGCGUCUGCUGGCACUGUACGACCUGCCCAGCUGGGGGCGCUGCGAGCUCGUCCUGGCCUUGCUACAAGAGCCGGACAUCACCUACUCUAUGGAGGACGUAGUGCAGGCUGUGAAAGAGUCGCACGACAAGGAAUUCAUCAAGCGUCUCCUCAACAACGAGUGCCCCUGCUGCCUGAGCAUCUUCCCCCGCAGCAAGAUGCAGUCCCUGACUUCCUGUCAGUGCUCCGUGUGCCACGAAUGCUUCGGGAUGCACUUCACCAUCGCUGUGAGAGACAAACACAUCCGGGACAUGGUGUGUCCUGUCUGCAGCGAGCCGGACAUCAACGACCCCGAGCAGCUGGACAGCUACUUCUCCACGCUGGACAUCCAGCUGCGUGAGUGCCUCGCGGUCGACGUGUACGACCUGUUUCAUAAAAAACUGACUGAGCACGCUCUGAUGAAAGAUCCAAAGUUCCUGUGGUGUUGUCACUGCACAUCCGGUUUCAUCAAUGAUGGAGACCAGCUGAAGGUCACCUGCCCGUCUUGUCGUAGGAGUUUUUGUGCUCAGUGUAAGAAACCCUGGGAGCCUCAGCACCAGGAUCUGUCCUGUGAGCAGUUCCAGCAGUGGAAGAGGGACAACGAUCCCGAGUACCAGAAGCAGGGCCUGGCCGGCUUCCUCAGAGACAACGGCAUCACCUGUCCUCACUGCAGGUUCCAGUACGCUCUGACGAAAGGCGGCUGCAUGCACUUCAACUGCUCCCAGUGCAGGUACCAGUUCUGCAGUGGCUGCAACAACCCCUACCACAAGACGGGAUGCAAGACAGCCCAGUGCAGUUACCCCGGUCUACAUGCUCAUCACCCCCGGGACUGUCUCUUCUACCUCAGAGACUGGGAGCCGCCCAGACUACAAGCCCUGCUGCAGAGGAGCGGUGUGGAGUUCAACACAGAUCCUUCUAACGAAACUCAAACUGACGCCUGCUGUGUGAUGGAGCAGAAAGAUGAAGCAGGUCUCCAGAUUGAUUCACCGUGUGGCCUUCAAAUACAGCCGGGACAAGCUGGACUCUGCGAGAAGCACUACAGGGAGUACCUGGUGAGUCUGAUCAACGCUCACUCUCUGGACCCCGCUCUGCUCUACGAACCCAACGAGCUGAUCCGGGCCUGUGAGAGGUACCAGGUGGCUGACACACAGAGAGGAGAGAACGAGGAGGAGAACCUCUACCACGCUCGACUGCUCAAGAAACUGAUGGAGGUCCCUCUUGGAGAAAAAGUCCCUCGAAACAUGUAAAAGGUUCCUGAAACAGAACAUCACCAGCUCCCAUAAAUCCUCCUGAGUCUGUUUCAUCGAGCACUUAUAGAACAAGAACGACUCUCUGGAAAUCAGCACCACAUUUGGUUGUUUACAAGCCGUUUCUCACCAUCUACAGAGUCGUUUUGGUCUCCACCCUCUGACAACAAAUGUUUCAGCUGUGUGUCAAACAAAACAUGGAAAGUUUAAUUGGCAGCAGCUGCGUGUGGUUUGUCUCCGUUCAUAAACACAUUUUUUCUGUUUUAAGUUCUCACAGUUGAAGGUUAAACUCUUUCUGUCCUUGUUGAUCAUCUUGAUAAAUUAUGAAGGAUUAUAAACAGUUUUGCCUCUUUCUGAUUUUUCAUCUCAGUUUUUAAACUCUUCUUAAAGAAUUGUACUUUUGGAUGACGGAGUUGGAUCUUGUACGAGAUUUAUCUUUUGCACAAGAAAGAAGAAAGCCUCUUUUUUGGAAAUGUAUGUGAAUAAAAAAAUCUAUUUUAGAACAAUGUAGCAAUAUUA